Molecule: messenger RNA, 1087 nt
Organism: Silurus meridionalis
Lineage: Eukaryota; Metazoa; Chordata; Actinopteri; Siluriformes; Siluridae
Gene: hmox1a
Product: heme oxygenase 1a
Exons: 6
Coding region: 144-947 (267 amino acids)
Biological process (GO): response to oxidative stress; heme oxidation; heme catabolic process
Molecular function (GO): heme oxygenase (decyclizing) activity; heme binding
Source: RefSeq, a predicted model, not a curated record
UGGUGAACAAAUCAUAGUUAAUCUCAGACUGGAAGAAGUGGCUGCACGUUUAUUUGCCAACAAUUAUCAAUCCUCUAGCAGCAGAAGACCUUGUUGCAUCAAAUUAUCAAAAAUUACCAGGUUCUAAAUCCAAUACCACAAAGAUGAAAGGAGCAAACAGGAUUGGAAGCGAUCUGUCAGAGCAGAUAAAAGAGGUGACCAAAGAUAACCAUGUGCGUGCUGAGAACACCCAGCUAAUGCUCAACUACCAAAAAGGACAGAUCACUCUGCCGCAGUAUAAGAUUCUUCUGUGCUCCCUGUAUGAGAUCUACCGAGCACUAGAGUCGGAGCUAGACAGGAACUCAAGUCACCCAGCUGUGGAGCCCAUCUACUUCCCUCAGGAGUUGGCCAGAUUGGAACCCCUUGAAAGGGAUCUUGAGUAUUUCUUUGGGCCACAGUGGAGAAAACAAGUUAUAGUACCUGCAGCAACACACAAAUACGCAGAGAGGCUCAGAGAGAUUGGCAAAAGCAAUCCAAAUCUCCUCGUCGCUCAUGCUUACACCCGAUAUCUGGGAGACUUGUCAGGAGGCCAGGUCCUGGGAAAAAUUACGCAGAAAACUUUGGGACUAAAUAGCAACGAGGGUGUGGCAUUCUUCUCAUUUCCUGGAGUGACAAGUCCUCAUCGCUUUAAGCAGCUUUACAGGAGCAGAAUGAACAGCAUUGAGUUGAGUGAGGAGGAGCACAGGAAGGUUCUGGAUGAAGCUGUCAGGGCCUUCGAGUUUAACAUUGAGGUUUUUGAUGACCUUCAAAAAAUGUUAAGCAUCACAGAGGCUUCGGGUGGCAGUGGAAAUCAAAAUGGACAAACCACACCAUUAACAGCCAUUUCAGGCUCUCCAGUCAUUCAGUUUACAUUAGGACUUGGUGUUGUACUGGCAACUGUUGCGAUGGGAGUCUAUGCUGCUUUUUGAAUAUUUAUACAGAAUAUAAGAAACAGUUUUACUUUGCAUUUGGAAUAAGUCAUUGAUUACAAACUAAAACUGCUUUAAAUAGCAUAUUUCUGACCAAUUGUUAAAUUAAAAAAGUAAAAUCAUUCAAUGAUCCAUUUAAA